AGACAGGAGGUGACCCGCUUCCCGGAGCAGUCUGCCCAGGCCCAGGGGGAGGUGACCGGGCUGAGACAGGAGCUGCAGGAGAAGACGGCCCCGGAGAAGCCGCUACGGCAACAGAUGGCCGCCAAGGAGGAGAAGACCAUGAAGGCCUCCAUGGGUUCCAAGCAGAAGCUCAACCAGCUCAACAUUACAAAGGAGCAGCUGGCCAAGGAGGUGGAGGAUAUGAAGCUGCAGCGGGAGGAGCGUCUGAGCUCCCUCAAGUCCCGGUAUGAGGGCCGUCUCCACCUACAGGAUCGAGAGAUCAGAGAACUCAAAGACCACCCCAUUUAACAACCUCAGAGGGACGAGCCCCAAUACCAGGGUAACAAUAAGUGGCUCUUCAAAGCAGCCCCCCACCCCAACCGCCAACAUCAAGCCCACCCCGGUGUCGGGAGGUGCCCCCAGUAAAUCUUCCCCGAUGCCUGGGAGCAAGUCCACCCCCAGAGCCAGCAUCCGACCCAUGUUUCCCGUCACGCCUCAGCCUGGACCCCCGUCAGGGUUGCCUGCCCCAGUCCGUUCCGCGCUGCCCCCCUGCCCCCAGUCCUCUACAUUCAGCCUCCUGGUCCUGUGCUGGGCCUGGGACCCCAACCCACACAGAGGAUGUCUGCAAUUCAGGAGUGGCUUCGGGACAAGUCUCUGAAUGUCCUUGAGUGGCCCAGCCAGAUCUCUGGAGAGACCUGGAAAUAUCUGUGCAGCAACUCUCCCCAUCCAACCUGACAGAGCU
This is a messenger RNA of Oncorhynchus gorbuscha (pink salmon), 760 nucleotides long. RefSeq names its product vegetative cell wall protein gp1-like. Lineage: Eukaryota; Metazoa; Chordata; Actinopteri; Salmoniformes; Salmonidae. The record is from RefSeq and is a predicted model, not a curated record. Bases 266 to 676 code for a protein of 136 amino acids. The transcript is spliced from 5 exons.